UUUACACAUAAGUUGCCGAUGGGCCUUUGUUUCUGGUCGUCGCAACGGACAACUGUUCAACGAUGUUUCGCCUGAUCCUUGCGAUCGUAUCGGCCACCUUAGCCGUGAACGCCAUUCCAGCCGGGCUACCAGAUCCUGCACUGUUAGCUUUCAAAUUAGGCGAAGAAGAGUUUGAAAACUAUCUUGAUAAAUGGCUUGAGAUUGAAGAACGCAACUGGGUUAAUAUAACGUCAACAGCUACAACACGCAGUGGAUGCACUUUUCAAGUCAAUGGAGAUCUUGGACAGCCUCAGCCAAUUUAUAUCCAUAGAUCGAGAAAUACUUUCUUGGCACCUACGGGAAAUAGUGGUCAAAUCCAUCUUAACGCAAACGAAGAAGUCAUCGUAUCAUGUCCAGGAACAAAUCGACUCAUAGUUCAUCCCAACAUACUGUCAAAUGUUCAAACCGCUAGUGCAAGAUGCGUGAGCAAUAAUCUCGUAUCAGGCGCGGGAUGGUUAAAUGGGAAUCGGGCCUUCGGACAAUUGACAUGCUCAAAUCAUCCUUUCUAUGAAGCCCAGCAAACGAACGAAAGAUGUUUCAAUAACAACAUUGUCAUUAGAUCUGGAUUUAUUGUUAACAAUGUCUUUUACACUGUAUAUUGGUCCUGCUAUGAUCAAAACCGAAUGGAAGUCUUAUACGUUUGGUAUAACCAAAACCCCACCAACGCUGUUCAUCAAACUGGUGUCGACAGACCAAGCUGGCUUGCGGGCUCGUUCUUUCCUGGUGUGGAUAUAAAUAAUAUCUACACACAAAAUAACCAACGAAAUAUCAUUGGAAGAUUGGUAGGAACUGACAUGGUUAAUCGAUACAUCACUACGACUCAGUUCUUAGCCCGUGGUCACCUUACUGCUAAAAGUGACCAUGUAUUUGCGUCUGCACAGCGGUCUACUUUCUUUUUUAUUAACGCCGCACCACAAUGGCAACCAUUCAACGCUGGUAACUGGAACAACCUUGAGCAGAACCUUCGGAGAAGAAUUGGCGUAGCUGGAUACAAUACUGUCAUCUACACUGGUACUUUCGGUGUGACACAACUCCGGGACAGCAAUGGACGUUUUAUAAACAUUUUCUUGGAACCAAAUAAUAGGGUACCAGUACCUCAAUACUUCUAUAAGGUCGUCUACGAUGCAUCUAGACGCCGUGGUACCGCCUUCAUUAGUAUCAAUAACCCUUACUAUUCACUUGCUGAGGCUCGAGGAUUACAAUUCUGUACGGACAGAUGUCGCAAUAAUGCAGCGUUCAACUGGAUCAACUGGCAGCCUGAUCGCGUGGACAUCGGCUAUAGCUUCUGCUGCACGAUAGCUGACUUCAGAAAUCGUGUUGGCCACAUUCCAAACUUCGACGCAUCUAAUGGUCUUCUGUCUUAAAUACUAACGGAAAGGAUAUAGGUACAUAUAACCGAAAAUAAAAUCUAGUCUUUAGUAUUUUUUAAGGAAAUCAAA
Messenger RNA from Vanessa tameamea, 1478 nucleotides. RefSeq lists its product as uncharacterized. Gene Ontology annotation, molecular function: metal ion binding; nucleic acid binding; single-stranded DNA endonuclease activity. The transcript is spliced from 7 exons. Gene Ontology annotation, biological process: apoptotic DNA fragmentation. Bases 63 to 1403 code for a protein of 446 amino acids. The record is from RefSeq and is a predicted model, not a curated record. Gene Ontology annotation, cellular component: mitochondrial inner membrane; nucleus. Lineage: Eukaryota; Metazoa; Arthropoda; Insecta; Lepidoptera; Nymphalidae.